ACCGCUGUCGACUGACACAAGGUCGAUCGCCUCUCCCUAGAGAAUAUAUUCACUGCUCUGCAUUGGCCAGAGGAGCCAAUCGGAACUACACGGUGCAGCUAAAUUUCCCCCUACUCACUCGCUCGGGCACAUUGUGCUCGACGAAAGCGGGAACAAGGCGCUUAUCAGACUCUUCACGAUGUCGCACGAGAACUUACUGACUAGGUGCUACGCUAUUAGGAGCGCCAAGGAGCAAUGCUUUGGACUAUUCUGCGGCGGUUUGGCUACGAAGAUACUUACAACGAUUCACUCAAGGCGGAUACCACUGAGGGGACCAAGCUCAAGAAUUUUAUGACGCUCGAAGAGGCCAUUCAUGAUGCCUUCGACGACAUGGAGCUUUGGUACGAGACAGUCCCGAGUGAGGCGAAUUGUUAUCGGGACAAUCUUGCGCUGCCUUCAACACAUCAAGGUUUAGGUGUCCCCGAGAGGAGUACAAUACCUUGCCCAUAGCGGUAGCACC
Rhodofomes roseus is the source of this 499-nucleotide messenger RNA. RefSeq lists its product as uncharacterized. Bases 235 to 489 code for a protein of 84 amino acids. The record is from RefSeq and is a predicted model, not a curated record. Lineage: Eukaryota; Fungi; Basidiomycota; Agaricomycetes; Polyporales; Fomitopsidaceae. The transcript is spliced from 2 exons.